Monascus purpureus is the source of this 4552-nucleotide messenger RNA. The record is from the annotation of a GenBank genome assembly. NCBI's taxonomy places the organism in Eukaryota, Fungi, Ascomycota, Eurotiomycetes, Eurotiales, Aspergillaceae.
CUAUUAGCAGCUAAAAGAGCCAUGGCUGUUGCAGAGGACAAGCCCAGCCCUAGAAAUGACAGGCUUAACGCCCGCCAACGUGCUCAGCAAUGGAUGACCAAAGGUGGACUGGUCCGAGAUGAUUCCGACGACGAGCUUGGAGAAGAGGAUCAUCCAUGGGAAUGGGUCUACGAGAACAAUGCAGAAUCCCUGGGGCAAAGAGAACUGAAUUUGAAUGGUGUGGAUGAGGAGGCGAGUCCUCGGAAACGUCCAUCUCGCACUGCUUCUAGACGACGGCGAAGGAUCAUCGGCGCACGAAUGGGAAGUUUCGAAUGCAGACUCGGCCAGGUUGUGCUAUUGAAAUCUCCGGAGCCCGGGAAAGACUGGGUUGGUAUUAUCACUGAGUUUUUGGAGGAGCCAGACGAGGACGAAGAGGAGAUGGUCAAAUCUGCCAACAUCAUGUGGCUUGCCUCUCCGGACGAGUUCAUGUCAACAAAGAACAAAAGGAGACCGGAUGCUCUUCCAAAAGAGCAGUAUCUGACAGUGGAUUUUAACGUGAACCCGCUGACUUCGAUCAACGGUAGAGCGACUGUGAUGUCCAAGGAUGCCUUCUACGCAAAGUAUCCAAAUGGGGCACCCCCCAAGGGAAAGGAUGCAUUGGCAGAAUACAAUAAAUGCGUUGUCUGCCGAAGAGGUGUCAAUCAAUUACAGGGAAGAUAUACAGAAGAGUUUAUCUGGGAAGACGUGUAUCGAGAGGAUAAGAUUUUUGAUCUGAUAGACAUGAUCAAGGAUGGAUUAAGAGCGGCCAAGAAACGCAAAGCAGACGACAGUGAUUAUAUUGAUACGAAAGCUGAAGAUGACGAUGCGCAGCCGAGUACGCCGAGGAAAAAGCACAAGGCAUCGAUGGCUGUAACUCCGCAAUCACGGCGCCGAAAGGCUCUUACAACACCAACUAGUAAGAGAAUUUUUGUCAAGAAGCCUCUGGAAUUCACGCCUCUCGGUACUCGCGUGCUGUCACCUUCGCACUUUGCUUCUCCCUACCGUCAAGCACGUACUCUCCUACAUGUCUCGGCUGUUCCUGCCUCUCUUCCUUGUCGAAAGAAUGAGUUCGACACAGUCUACAGCCACCUCAGUGCAGCCAUAAGUGAGGGGACAGGAACGUGUAUUUACAUCUCCGGCACCCCAGGAACAGGCAAAACAGCCACUGUGCGUGAAGUUGUCGCACAGCUGAAUGCAGCUGUGCUCGCCGAAGAGAUGGACGAUUUCAUCUUCGUCGAAAUCAACGGGAUGAAAGUCACAGAUCCACACCAAUCAUAUUCGUUGCUCUGGGAAGCUUUGAAAGGCGAUCGUGUGUCCCCUUCCCAUGCCCUUGACCUUCUCGAAAGAGAAUUUUCCCACCCAUCUCCUCGUCGUGUACCUUGCGUCGUUCUCAUGGACGAACUUGACCAAUUGGUCACAAGAAAUCAAUCAGUCAUGUAUAAUUUCUUCAACUGGCCUGCAUUACGGUACUCCCGCCUCAUUGUCCUUGCUGUCGCGAAUACCAUGGACCUCCCGGAACGAACGCUGAGCAACAAAAUCUCCUCCCGUCUUGGUCUUACCCGUAUCACAUUCCCGGGCUAUAAGCAUACGGAUCUAAUGGAGAUCAUAAGCUCCCGUUUAUCCAACGUCCCGGGGAACAUCGUCGACCCGGACGCCAUUCAAUUUGCCAGCCGCAAAGUCGCAGCUGUCAGUGGAGAUGCUCGUCGUGCUCUUGACAUCUGCCGUCGAGCAGUUGAGAUCGCAGAACAGGCCAAUGAAGCUGCUAUGGCAGCAGACUCAAUAAAUUAUGCAGAAGAUACAGAAUCCCUCCCACCGACCCCGAGCAAGAAGCAAGCAAGGCACGCCAGGCAUGGCGUCCCCAAAAGGGAGCAUGGCCAUCUUUCAGGACCGACUGAGGACGAUUCUGAGUCGAAUCACCAGAAACCAAAAUCAACCAGAGUAACAAUAGCAACAAUCAAACAAGCCAUCCAAGAAGCGACCUCUACCCCUCUCCAACAAUCCCUCCGUUGCCUUCCAUUAUCAGCAAAGCUCUUUCUGGCUGCCUUCUUAUCCCGAAUCCGCCGAACAGGUAUCUCCGAGUCUACCUUCGGCGACAUCCUAGACGAGGCGAAACGAAUCGCCGACGCUACAGUCGCGGUUACGGGCGCAGCUGCCGCCGGCGUGAAGGACUUUUUGCUUGGAAACAGCAACAGCAAUGAUGAAGGUAACAAUGGCACCGGAGCCCGCGUCAGAGCGCUAGGCUUUGCAGCUAUGGAACUUAUGAACUCGGGCGUGGUUGCGCUGGAAAAUGGGAUCGGGCUAAGGGGGCAUUUGACAGGGGGUUGUGGGAGAGGCGACAGAAGCAGUCGGGUUAGGUUGAGGGUUGCGACAGAGGAUGUUCGGGCUGCGUUCCGGGAUGAUGCAGAGGCCAAGGCGUUUGGAUUAGGGGUUGAGAUAUGAAGUUGCUAUCUGUCCAGUUGGGUCAGAUCAGAUCACGUCAUGCCAGACCGAAGCCGAAGCUGAGGCUGCGUUCUGGAAUGAACGAAUGACAUGGAUGCAUUGGGUUGGUGUACGCGUGGCUUUCAUGCUUUUUGAGCAGUUGUUGCAUUUGGUCUCUAUACAUCAUGUCUCCUGAUACCCUUCAUUUUAUUUACGUCUGAAUGUCGAUUUGUUAUAUACAGCAAUAGAUGUAGUUGGAUAUAACCAACAUCCCAACUAUGUGCUGGCCGUACCCCCAAUUCAAAUAAUAUACUCCUUAAAAGUAGUUCUAAUAAAAGGAAAAUAGGGACCUUUUUUUUGGAAAAUUAAAACCCAUAAAAUGAAAGGAAACAAAGAGACCUCGACGCUAAAGACCCUCAACUCCAUAUAGCGUAUACAUACAGUUAUGGAAAUAACAAAGUUCAAACCUAUUGUGAUUUCCGGGGUAUGAAAUAGUAAAAUAAAAUAGACGUGAAUAUUCCGAACAUGAUCAAUAUCUCUGCCUACCAAGAGUCGGAGCCCAAGUGACCGGAUGCGUCUCGGGAGUAGCCUGUUCAUCCGGUUUCCAAACCUUAAUGGUCUUGUCUGCUUCUCCCGUGAGCAAGCGAAGACCUGUCUGAUCGAAAGUCGCAGCCAUGAUACCGGCCUCGGCGUCCAAUGAACCAGGCUGAGCGGUAGUCUCCAUAUUCUGGAAGCGGUAGCCGGUUUUCCAAUCCCAGAAGCACAUGGAGCCGUUGUCGCCGCCGGAGAAGAGAACGUUGUCCUCAUUGACAGCAAGGGAGUUAAUGACGGCAUUGUGGCCUUCAAAAUUCUGCAUGAAGGCUCCCUCGGGACAUUUCCAUUGUUUGAUGCUUCCAGUGCUGGCGCUUGCGAAGGUAAACUCGCGGGGAUGAAUGGCGAUGUUUCGGACUCCCUUUUUAUGGUGGGUUAAUACGCCCAUUGUCUUUCCGGCUGCUAGGUCCCAGAGGCGAACCGUUGAGUCCAAGGAACCGCUAAUAAUCUGCGGAUCAGCUUCCUGGCAUUUAACAUCGGCAACCGUGCCCUUGUGGCCGGUGAGGACGUGGAUGUUGCUUCGAGUUCGCAUAUCCCACACUCUCACUACGCCAUCACGACCACCCGUCACCAGAAGGUCGAGUCGGGGGUGCAGAGCAAGAGUGUAAACACCACUGAGAUGGCCAUGAUAGUGACGGAUGACCUUGUUUGUUUCCAAAUCCCAGCACUUGACCAUCUUGUCCUCACCGCAGGAGAAGAGGUAGGGGUGGCGAGGUGAGACAGCAAGUCCUCUGACGGUAGAGAUGUGACCGGUGAGAGUCAAACGCAGAGCUCCUGUCGCGAGAUUCCAGAUCUUGAUAGUUCUGUCACCAGCACCGCUGGCAAACCAUUCAUUGUUCGGUUCGACGGCCAAACUGCGUACCCAUCCCAGAUGUCCAGAUAUCACUCUCAUUAACUUCCACGGAGGAUGCCAGUCCGGUCUCUGUUGUCGCGUUGCUGAUGGUCGUUGUAUGAGGCUCUUGGGACGAUCUUCCCCCGGGACCAGAGGAGCUCUCUUUACAAGAGCUGAAGAGGAACCACUCUGAUCAACGGGGGCGCUUGCUUGCGUUUGCGUUUUUAGGCGCUUUGAGCGCCCAGCUGCUGCCUUUGCCUGCUUCUCAGCUAGCGCUGGCGGAAGCUGUUGCACAUCUUGGUAUUCUGCUUUCCGUCUGUAGGAGAUACCAAUCGAUCCGUCGAUCAAUGUCGACGGGGCUACCAUGAGAUAGUCGGUGCCGAACAGUUCUGCGGUCCUCUUCGCAGACUUGCGUACGGCCUCGUCUGCCGAUGUAUGGGGUGGAAAGAUGUCCAUGGUCCGUUAGCAACGUGCAGGCGCGAAUAGAAGGGGUUCGUUUUAGAGAGAAUGCUGCUAGGAUUGCGCGGGCGAAAUGCACGUGUAAAAACCCUGCACAGGGUUUUGAGGUUUCCGCGUAGAGUAGACUGGCGGGGGAAUUCAGCGCAUCGGUAUGAAUUGAAAGAUACCCUUCACUUGGUCUUGUGGAGAUCGCAGGUAAAAACUGAUGCGAAAAACACAAUGGAGAUAUGCGCG